This is a messenger RNA of Charadrius vociferus (killdeer), 1695 nucleotides long. RefSeq names its product serine incorporator 1 (gene SERINC1). The transcript is spliced from 9 exons. The coding region runs from base 121 to 1341 and encodes 406 amino acids. The record is from RefSeq and is a predicted model, not a curated record. Gene Ontology annotation, cellular component: membrane. Lineage: Eukaryota; Metazoa; Chordata; Aves; Charadriiformes; Charadriidae.
UGCUUAUGUGGAAGUGCCCCAUGCCUGCUCUGCCGAUGCUGCCCCAGUGGAAACAACUCCACCAUAACUCGUCUGAUUUAUGCAUUCUUUUUACUUCUUGGUGUGAGCGUUGCCUGUGUGAUGUUAAUACCAGGCAUGGAAGAGCAGCUGAAGAAGAUUCCUGGAUUUUGUGAUGGAGGGAUGGGGACAACUAUUCCUGGUGUUCAUGGCCACGUGAAUUGCGAUGUACUAGUUGGUUACAAAGCUGUGUACCGUGUGUGUUUUGGUAUGGCCAUGUUCUUCCUGCUCUUCUCCUUAUUGAUGAUCAAAGUGAAAAGCAGCAACGACCCAAGAGCAGCAGUGCACAAUGGAUUCUGGUUCUUUAAAUUUGCAACAGCACUUGCAAUUAGUGUUGGAGCUUUCUUCAUACCAGAGGGACCAUUUACAACUGUGUGGUUUUAUGUAGGCAUGGCUGGAGCAUUCUGCUUUAUUCUUAUUCAGCUGGUCUUGCUUAUUGACUUUGCCCACUCCUGGAAUGAGUCUUGGGUUGAAAAAAUGGAGGAAGGAAACUCAAGAUGCUGGUAUGCAGCUCUGCUGUCAGCUACAGCUGUCAAUUAUCUGCUGUCUCUAGUAGCUAUUGUCUUGUUUUAUGUUUAUUACACUCAUCCAGAAGGUUGUUCUGAAAACAAGACAUUCAUCAGUGUUAAUAUGCUGCUGUGUAUUGGUGCUUCUAUAAUGUCAAUUCUGCCAAGGAUUCAGGAAUCUCAGCCAAGAUCUGGUUUGCUGCAGUCUUCUGUGAUCACAGUUUAUACAAUGUAUUUGACUUGGUCAGCUAUGACCAAUGAACCAGAUAGGCGCUGUAACCCAAGUUUGCUGAGCAUCAUUGGUUACAACAGCACCACCAUUCCAACCCAAGGUCAGGUGGUUCAGUGGUGGGAUGCACAAGGAAUUGUAGGACUGGUUUUGUUUUUGCUGUGUGUUCUCUAUUCAAGCAUCCGAACAUCCAACAACAGCCAAGUUAACAAGCUGAUGCUGACCAGUGAUGAAUCAACACUGAUAGAGGACGGAAUGCCCAGGAGUGACGGCUCCCUUGAUGAUGGAGAUGAUGUUCACCGAGCCAUUGAUAACGAGAGGGAUGGAGUUACUUACAGCUAUUCCUUCUUUCACUUUAUGCUUUUCCUGGCAUCACUGUAUAUCAUGAUGACACUCACCAACUGGUACAGUCCGGAUUCUUCUUAUGAGACAAUGACCAGCAAAUGGCCGUCUGUCUGGGUGAAGAUAUCUUCCAGCUGGAUUGGCAUUGUGCUGUACGUGUGGACUCUGGUUGCUCCACUGGUUCUUACAAACCGUGACUUUGACUAAGCUGUGCUGCUCUCUAGGGAUAUUGUGCUAGCUUCACCGUGUCUUUGAAACAAACAGUAUUCCAGAUAAUAGUGCAGUUGUAAAUACAUGUGUGUGGGUGCGUGUGUGUGCGUGUGCUGUCCAUGUAGUACGCCCUGCUUUAUUCUGCAUGGUUACCUUGAAUCACGUCUUUUGUCAAUUCACUAAAUGACUUUUUCUAGCUGAGCUCAGUGAUGAUUGCUAUAAUGAUGGUUUUCAUAGGAUUAUUCCUAGAUCCGAGUGCUUCAGGAGCAUUAGUUGUAAGAUCAAGACCUUUGGAAGUAGGUUUUUUUCCCCUCAAUUGCAUUAAAUAGUUGUAGGAAAAAAAUGCAAGUG